Phytophthora sojae is the source of this 399-nucleotide messenger RNA. RefSeq lists its product as hypothetical. The record is from RefSeq and is a predicted model, not a curated record. The annotation marks the transcript as partial. The transcript has 2 exons. Lineage: Eukaryota; Oomycota; Peronosporomycetes; Peronosporales; Peronosporaceae. Gene Ontology annotation, molecular function: zinc ion binding.
AUGUGGGCUAACUAUAUCCGGGGAAGUGGCAACACUACAACCAACAGGAUUGAAUCAAAUUGGAACCAAGUGAAGCUGCUUCUCGGCAAACGACCUCGUCUGGAUGCGACUAUUAGCGGUCUGUUAGCGCACCAGGGGACUAUUGUUCGCCAAGUGCUCGCGACGAUGAGGAAGCACGUGUCAACAUCGCGACACCCAGGCGCAAUUCCUGACUUCUUGACACGCUGGGAACUCAGUACUCGGAGGAAUACCUACGUAUGCAACGACUAUGAGUGGACGUGCACAUGCCUAUUCUAUUGUAGUCAUCACCUGCCAUGCCAGCAUUUGAUGUUCAUCGCGGAUCGUGUUCAUCGGUUCGAGUAUCUACCUGAGUCGACUGUCCCGCAGCGCUGGGAUAUG